This is a messenger RNA of Dunckerocampus dactyliophorus (ringed pipefish), 1997 nucleotides long. Its product is annotated as zinc finger and SCAN domain-containing protein 2-like. NCBI's taxonomy places the organism in Eukaryota, Metazoa, Chordata, Actinopteri, Syngnathiformes, Syngnathidae. The record is from RefSeq and is a predicted model, not a curated record. The transcript has 2 exons. The coding region runs from base 238 to 1140 and encodes 300 amino acids. Gene Ontology annotation, biological process: regulation of transcription by RNA polymerase II. Gene Ontology annotation, molecular function: RNA polymerase II cis-regulatory region sequence-specific DNA binding; DNA-binding transcription factor activity.
CAAAAAAUGAGAACGGUUAUCAGGCUGUGUGUCCGGGUUAAUUCCUUAAUUUCGACGUUUGUACAUGUGUCUGUCGUAUAACAAACUGCACAUUAUUUAUUCUUCACGUGAGGAUAAACUCGUCUCAGUUAAACUGGAAGUUCUCAGGCUAGUUUAGCUUGCUGUCUGCUAACAAAGAGACGCGGAAGUGAUCAACACACCGCUAAGCAGGGCUCAAGUGUGAGUGUGAAGUGUUGUAUGAAAAUGUGUAAAGUACAAAUGCUGAGAGUGUUUGUGAAUCAGCGACUAACUGCGGCUGUUGAAGAAAUAUUUGUAGUGUUGGAAAGAACGAUAGCAGAGUACGAGGAGGAACUUUCUCGAACAAAAGAGGAGAACGAGAGACAACGUCAAGUACUGGACACUAUUUUCAAGAAGCCUCAAGAUGAACUACACAGGGCAGACAUCAGGAUGGAAGAUCUUUUCCCUGAACAACAGGAGUGGUGCUCCAGGGUGGAACAGGAGGAGCCACAGCCCCGUCAGAUUGAAGAGGAACAGGAGGAGCCACAGCCCCGCCACAUUAAAGAGGAAGAGGAGGAUCACCGCAUCAGUCAAAAGCAAGCGCAUCUUGAAGGACUGGAGGAGUUCCCAGUGUUUGGUGUCCCUGUGAAGAGUGAAGAUGAUGAAGACAAAGGUGAAAACGAGGAGAAGAGAGAGGUGGAGCCUCCAAGCAGCAGCUCAACUCAACACAUGACAACAGAAGCUGAUGGAGACCACUGUGGAGGAUCACAAGCAGACAACCUCUUAGCUCCACUAUCAGAUAGUGACGACACAACGUUCCACUUUCCUGACACUGAUGAGGAAGACGCUAAAGCUGAUAUGACAUGUCACAAUUACAACAUCCACUUUAAAUGCUCUCACUGUGACAAAACCUUUAAUAACCGCAGGAAUCUGACAAGACACAUGAGAUGUCACACUGACAAAACACGCUUUAAAUGCUCUCACUGUGGCAAAGCUUUUCAUCGCUCCUGUCAUCUCAAAAGACACAUGAAAAUACACACAGGAGAAAAACCAUUCAUGUGCUCAUUUUGUGGUAAAAGGUACUCUCGGAAGGACUAUUUGACAGCACACAUAAGAAUACACGCUGUUCAGUGGGUGGUGUAGGUGUUGUGCAAAAACAAACUUUGAUAACGGCUCAAGACUAGAGGCCUUCCACCUCCAAAACAAAUCUCAUUCCCAUGUCUAGGGAUGCUGCUAAAAUUUAUACACAUCCUUUCACCUCCUUUACCCUGAUAAAGUUUGCUCAACUAUGCCUCUCUUGCUUGUAUCACACUGCUAUGAAUUUGUGCUAACCGUCUCCUUCUGCAGAAUAAAUUCCACAAGACAAUUGUCGUUAAAUAUUUUGAUUUCUUCUCUCCACCGGUGCUGAGUGAAAUAUUUGAAUAACAAUUUGGUGUCAGAAGUGGGAUCACUGUGUGUGACUGUCCUGUCCAGUCACAUCUGAGAGCUUCAUCACGAAACUUGGUCAGAUCUUUGUGAGUAAAAACAUAGCAAAAUUGUGAAUUGCUCUGCAUUAUAUUUGCAUAUAUAGUGAUACAUUUUAUUAUUCAUGUAUUCUAAUUAAGUUAUUCUCCUGGUGAAACUUGCUGACAAAGUGUAAUGUUCAAUUCGUCCAGCAGAGAUCCACAGACUUACAGUAUAUAUGACAAUUAUGCAAUGAAUGUUGUUUAUUUCUGCAUGCGAAGAACAUCUGUUUAUUGUGCUCAUGUGUUGAUAAGGUCAAAGCACUGAACCCUUCAUUAUACUUCUCUAAAUCCCACAAAGGAUGUUAUACUUAGUUUAUACGUUGUGUAUGUUUGUAUUUGCAGUCUUACAGACUAAAAAGGGAGGAAAAAGUGUAAAGAAAUAAAACUGAGGACAGAAAAGGAUCCAAAAGAAUGAACAUCAGUCUUCAACAAAACUUCUGGAGCUGCCCUUCCUUCCUUCAUGCUGUCAACCGUCUAGCUCAGGGGGUCGGCAAC